Messenger RNA from Octopus bimaculoides (California two-spot octopus), 1900 nucleotides. RefSeq names its product tRNA ligase complex-associated NAD(P)H dehydrogenase PYROXD1. The record is from RefSeq and is a predicted model, not a curated record. NCBI's taxonomy places the organism in Eukaryota, Metazoa, Mollusca, Cephalopoda, Octopoda, Octopodidae. Gene Ontology annotation, molecular function: oxidoreductase activity.
CUACUAUGCAUUCAUACGUACAUACACACAUACACACGCACUCAUACAUAAAUACAUAAACACAUACAUACAUAUGUAUGAUGAGCUUCCAUUAGUUUCCAUCUACUACAUCCACGUCCCAAAUUCGAUCUCAUUGUGUGGCAUCUUGGACAAACUUGAACAAACAUCAUUUUCUUACAGCCUUGUGAGUGAAUUUUGGGCUGAAGGUAACAGUACAGAAUCCUGUCUGGUGGUGGAUUGUAUCUCGAAUUCAAAAUGUACAACCCAGUCAUACUGUCUUGCUGAUUCUGGCUGAGAAUUACAUUAAGAAUACAUGUGUCUGUGGAAUACUCAGUCACCAAGAAUUAAUUCAAAAUAAUGUGAAUCAAUAAGCAUUACUUUUGAUAAUAAUUUGAAUGCUAAAGAGUUAAAGCAUGAAGUUUGCCUCAUAAGAAUCAUAGAAUGAAACACACCCUCAGACAGAUCGCUACCAAAAAGCUUUCAUGGUUAUGUCCAGAAGAAACUAUAAUUCUUUUGUCUGCAUCGAGUCUGGUGAAAGCUGUUACAAAUUUCAAUCAGAUUUCAAAGACUCUAGAAGUCUUUGAUGUGGAAGAAAAAUCUUUUGCUGAAAUCGAAACGGUCAAUAAGAACAUUGUGAUAUUACACAAAGAAGUCGUAUCUUUGGAUUCAGUGGAACAGAACAUUAAAACCGCUGAUGGAAGUGAGAUUUCAUAUGAGAAACUGUGUAUUUGUACAGGUGGUAAACCAAAGGUAAUUGUAGACAGUCCUUAUGUUCUUGGAAUCAGAGAUACUGAAAGUGUUCAAACUUUUCAAGAAAAACUUUCUUCAGCUAGGAGGGUCAUAAUUAUUGGAAAUGGUGGAAUAGCUACAGAAAUGGUAUAUGAGAUUGAAGGGUGUUCAGUGAUUUGGGCAAUCAAAGACAAAUCAAUCAGCAGCACUUUUGUGGAUGCUGGCGCAGGAGAAUUCUUCUUGAAGAAACUAAACAAGAAAAAAGAACAAAAGAAACCAAUUUUAAAGAGAAUGAAAUACAACAUCAGUGCUGCAGACAAAGCUUCAAAGUCUGUUUUGGGUGGAGCCUUAGGACCAGACUGGUCAAGCAAUUUAGUCAUGUCAGGAGUCCAAGCAAUCUCCCACAAUGUCCAUGUAGAAUUUCAAGUGGAAGUGGAAAAAAUUUUAUCUUCUGAUGAAUUCAAAGAAUCUGGAAAACAAGAGACUUGCUCUUCUUUUGAAGAUAAAGACAAUGUGACAACAACUGAUUGGCCAAUCUAUGCGCUUCUAACAAAUGGUAAAGUCUAUGGCUGUGAUUUUGUAGUGAGUGCUACAGGUGUGGUGCCAAACACAGAACUUCUUCUUCAGGGAAAUUCUUUUGACCGUAGUGAAGAUGGUGGAAUUAAAGUCAAUUCAAAGAUGCUGACUUCAGUACCAAAUGUUUUUGCUGCUGGAGAUGUCUGUACUCCUUCUUGGAAACUUGCUGAACAUUGGUUCCAGAUGCGUCUUUGGACUCAAGCAAGGCAGAUGGGGGCUUAUGCUGCUAAAUGCAUGGUUGCCAGUGAAAACCAGGAAGAUAUAGAAAUGGAUUUUUGUUUUGAGUUGUUCUCACACGUCACUAAAUUUUUCAAUUCCAAGGUUAUCCUGCUUGGCAAAUUCAAUGCCCAAGGACUUGGUAACAAUUAUGAACUUCUUCUAAGAGUAACAGAAGAUGAGGAAUAUCUGAAAGUUGUGUUAAGUGACAACAGAAUGCAAGGAGCAGUCCUCAUUGGAGAGACCGAUAUGGAGGAAACGUUUGAAAAUCUCAUUCUUAACCAAAUGGAUCUCACCUGUUUUAAGGAAAAUCUUUUAGAACCUGGAAUUGACGUGGAUGACUUUUUUGAUUAAAGCUUUAUUAUUUUUAUUAUUAUUA